CCUUGAUUGUUAUCUCUCUCUCCCUCUCUCACUCUGUGCCGUCUCCAACUCCUUUGUGAAGAGAAGAGAAGAGAGAUCGAGGAAAAAUGGAGAAAGGGAAGGGAAGAAAGGAGGAGAUCGUUACCAGGGAGUACACUAUCAACCUCCACAGGCGCCUUCAUAGCUGCACAUUCAAGAAGAAGGCACCCAAUGCAAUCAAAGAGAUCAGGAAGUUUGCAUUGAAAGCGAUGGGAACCAAGGAUGUUAGAGUCGAUGUUAAGCUCAACAAACAGAUUUGGAGCAAAGGUAUCCGAGGUCCUCCUAGGAGAAUCAGAGUCCGUGUUGCCCGUAAGAGAAACGAUGAUGAAGAUGCCAAAGAGGAGUUCUACUCUCUUGUCACUGUCGCUGAGAUCCCGGCUGAAGGUUUGUCUGGUUUGGGCACCAAGGUCAUUGAAGAAGACGAGUGAAGAGAAAACAGUCUCACACAAUCCCUUAUCCUUAAAAUAUUGUUUCAGCUUUUUUUUUUUUUUAAUUUGAUGUCUUUAGAUGAAAGACAGAAAGAGAAGAAGACUUUGCUUGUUUUGAUCACUUGCCCAUUUUGGUAAUUUAAUUCUUAUGUUCUAAGUUCGAUAAGACAA
Molecule: messenger RNA, 617 nt
Organism: Raphanus sativus (radish)
Lineage: Eukaryota; Viridiplantae; Streptophyta; Magnoliopsida; Brassicales; Brassicaceae
Product: 60S ribosomal protein L31-1
Exons: 2
Coding region: 87-446 (119 amino acids)
Biological process (GO): cytoplasmic translation
Cellular component (GO): cytosolic large ribosomal subunit; ribosome
Molecular function (GO): structural constituent of ribosome
Source: RefSeq, a predicted model, not a curated record